CACAGUUCAAUUGGAGCAGGCUUGCUGACCUCACAGAUGAAAAUGCUAUUUAAGAUCUGGCAACCAGAUGUUCCACCAGAAAAUAGGCAGCUGCUAGCAGGGAUUUCCAGGUCGCUUCAGCAGUGAAGACAAACGAUUCUAGUAGAAGAUAUGAUUGCAUUUUUCCUCUUUGCCUUGCUCUGGGAUAGAGCUCCUGGCUGGGGAUUCAAGGAUGGAGUUCUACAUAACUCUAUUUGGCUAGAGCGAGCAGCAGGGGUCUACCACAGAGAAGGAAGAACAGGAAAAUACCAACUCACGUACGCAGAGGCCAAAGCAGUAUGUGAAUAUGAAGGAGGACAUCUAGCCACAUAUCAACAGCUGGAAGCUGCAAGAAAAAUAGGGUUCCAUAUGUGUGCUGCUGGCUGGUUAGAGAAGGGAAGAGUUGGCUAUCCCAUUGUAAAACCUGGAAGCAACUGUGGCUUUGGAAAGACGGGGAUCGUGGACUAUGGUUUUCGGCUCAAUCGAAGCGAGAAAUGGGACGCUUACUGUUAUAAUCCCAAUGGAAAAGACUGUGGCGGAGUCUUCACAGAUUCAAAGCACAUUUUUAAAACUCCUGGAUAUCCAAACGAAUAUGAAGAUGAUCAAAUCUGUUAUUGGCACAUAAGAGUGAAAUAUGGCCAGCGGAUUAAUAUUCAGUUUCUCGAUUUUGACCUUGAAGACGAUGAAUCCUGCAUGGCUGAUUAUUUAGAAAUUUAUGACAGUUAUGAUGACGUCAGUGGCUUUGUCGGCAGGUACUGUGGAGAUGAACUUCCAGAUGACAUUGUUAGCACAGGAAAUGUCAUGACUCUAAAAUUUUUGUCUGAUGCUUCAAUAACAGCAGGAGGUUUUCAGAUUCAAUAUACAGCUUUUGAUCCACCCAAAAAGAAUGCUACUCGAGACAACACAAAUUAUUUAGCCGGAAGAUUUGGAAUUAUAUAAAAUAACAUUUGCAUAGAAGAUAGACACAGUGGAUGUGUAUUAAAGGAAUACUCUUCCAUACUCCAACACCUCAAGCUGAAGUUGCUGUUUUUGUCUCCAUGGAUUCCAGUUCACAUGAUCUCAUUUUUUUAUCUUCACGUGACAAAAUCUCAUCACUAAUUUUCAGAGAUACAUAUGUACAUUUGAAAAUUCCCACAAUUUUUUUCUUGUGCCUUAGACUUUUUCUACUGCUGAAAAAUCCACCUCUUUGAUAGCUUUAUUGGGGGUGGUUUUUACAAGUGUUUGUGUAAAUAAGUUGCCUGCCUGCUCCAAAAUUGCUAUGUAUGUCAAAUUGAAGUGUAUGCUGUUAAGCUUUCCUUGAGCCAGAAGAAAUAUUUACUCAUAAAUUCUAUAAUAUCUGUACUGUAUUUGAUGUAUUGUUAAUUUUUUAUACAACAGAUAUGUAUUUUAAAACUUCGAAGCAAUUCCUUUUUUCAAAACCAGGUAACUUUGUUUCCAAAUUCAGGAGACAAAAGUGAUAAGAAAAGUGAAACUAACCUCUUAAUUCAGAAUACAUCCUGAUUUCACUGAUUAUGUGAAACAAUAAAAUGACUGAUACAA
Anolis carolinensis (green anole) is the source of this 1557-nucleotide messenger RNA. It is a transcript of the gene tnfaip6, whose product is annotated as TNF alpha induced protein 6. The coding region runs from base 151 to 957 and encodes 268 amino acids. The transcript is spliced from 6 exons. Lineage: Eukaryota; Metazoa; Chordata; Lepidosauria; Squamata; Anolidae. Gene Ontology annotation, molecular function: hyaluronic acid binding. Gene Ontology annotation, biological process: negative regulation of inflammatory response; cell adhesion. The record is from RefSeq and is a predicted model, not a curated record.